AUGUUGGGCAAAAUUUCAGUUUACCUCAAAGAAAGGAGGCCCACAAAACCUCACAGCAGAUUGGUGAUGGUGAAUCUGAAAGUGGUUGAGUAUUUGGAUCCUCAGAUCAAGGCUUUAUGGUAUCCCAAGGAGCCCGACACAAAGAGGGCCAGUCAAAGUAAAAAAUCCAUCUCACAAAAAGACAGUGCCAUACCUACGAACUUUUGCUGGCACUUCUGGAACUUCAGUUAUCACAAAGCGGCUGGACCCUGUGAGACUGUCAGCAAGCUUCAAGGAUUAUGCCACCUGUGGCCGAGACCAGAGAUCCACUCAAAAGAGCAAAUUCUGGAACUGUUUGUGCUAGAACAGUUUCUGACCAUUCUGCCAAGGGGGGUGCAAUCUCAGCUAGAGAAGCAGCAUCUGUAGAGCAUUGAAGAGGCAGCGACCCCAGCUGAGCACCCGCAGAGGGACUCUGAGGAAGUGAGGAAUGGGGGCACCAGCGCCCUUUAUGCCCUUAAAUUAUUUUUUCCAUUUACAGCAUUAUUUGUGCUCUCUAGACACAAGGUGAUUUCCUGUCUAGAACAAGGGGAAGAGCCAUGGGUUCAAGGUUCCUCAGACUUCAAAGACAGUCCCAUAGAAUCUCCUGCAGGGCUGAAGCAGAAAGUUGACACUGAAAGUCACCAGCCUGCACCUCUUUCUGAGACACAAACACCAAUGUCAAAAAAGCCCAAAGUGAAAGUUUCCCAGAAAGCAACAGUCAAACAAAAUCCUAGUGAGACACACAGAGCAAGGAAAUGCCAACAAGACUGUCCAAUGAAGAAAAGAAAGAAAUUUUCAACAUGGGCACAAGAGCUGCUGAGACUCAUGGAUCUUCACGAGAAAGAGGUGCAGGAGAGAGACUUUUCAAUGCAGGAGUGUGGGAAAAGCUUCAGAGUCAGCUCUGACCUUAUUGAACACCAGAGGAUUCACACUGAAGAGAAGCCUCUUCGGUGUCAAGAGUGUGGGAAGAGGUUCCGAUGGAGCCCAGACCUUAGUAAGCACCUAGCACCACACCAAGGGCUAAAACUGUACAAAUGUUCGUGGUGUGGGAGAAGCUUCAGUCAGAACACAAAUCUCCACACACACCAAAGAACUCAUGCAGGAGAAAAGCCUUCAUGUCAGGAAUGUGGGGGAAAAUUCAGCCAGAACUCCCAACACACCGGUCAGCAGCCGUACACAUGCAAUAUGUAAAGAAGCUUCAGUAGACAGUCAAGCCUUCUCAGACACCAGAAACUCCACCAAGGAAGAGACGCUUGUCCAGUGUCCUCAGUCUGAAGAAAGUCACCAAAUAGAGCUCGGCUCUGAAGUUGAGAAAUUCAAAAUUAGGAGGCAUGAAGAACAACAUUUCAUCAGAUAUCUUGGAGACAAAAACGUGCUUUACAGAAAGGAAUCAGGGUUUGCUCUAUAGGAAAUCUGUUACUUGUGCCGUCUGCUAUUUUUAGCUAGACUUCUCAGAAAAGUUCUUAGCGAGAGCUUUAAGAGCAUCUAAAUAAGAAAGGGGGCUGUUUGGAGAUCGUAUCGGGACCUACUAACUUCAACUUUGUGUGUCAGAGUCCCUCAACCCACAGUCUGUGGUCACAGCUAAUAUCAGUCUUGGAACAGAGAGAGUAGAAACACCUGGAGCACAGACUUCUACGAGAAAAAGCAUUAACAUGUGUUUCUGUGCAAAUCAUAGCAGAGCAGAGAUGAAACCUAAUGAAAAGUUUUGUAUUGUUAACAAA
This is a messenger RNA of Peromyscus eremicus (cactus mouse), 1739 nucleotides long. RefSeq names its product zinc finger protein 75A (gene Znf75a). Gene Ontology annotation, molecular function: RNA polymerase II cis-regulatory region sequence-specific DNA binding; DNA-binding transcription factor activity, RNA polymerase II-specific. The record is from RefSeq and is a predicted model, not a curated record. Lineage: Eukaryota; Metazoa; Chordata; Mammalia; Rodentia; Cricetidae. Gene Ontology annotation, biological process: regulation of transcription by RNA polymerase II.